Molecule: messenger RNA, 2529 nt
Organism: Lobosporangium transversale
Lineage: Eukaryota; Fungi; Mortierellomycota; Mortierellomycetes; Mortierellales; Mortierellaceae
Exons: 4
Coding region: 171-2432 (753 amino acids)
Biological process (GO): glycerophospholipid catabolic process
Molecular function (GO): protein binding; phosphoric diester hydrolase activity
Source: RefSeq, a predicted model, not a curated record
CACGCUAAGUGUGUCGAGAUCUUCUUGGCUAGCAACGUAGAGAUCGAGCCUUGCAAGGAAGCAAUGCUGAUGGAUUAGAGCCAUUGCAUAUCACUUGCCGUGAAGGACAUACUCGCUUAGCCAAGACAUUAACAACAAGAGGAGCACGUUUAAAUCAAGAAGACAAGUAUAUGUGCUGGACACCUUUGUUUUAUGCCGCAAGCGAAGGGCAUACUGAAUGUGUCAGAGUCCUUCUAGAGGCGGGUUGCCGUGUUAAUGUGGUGGAUGAACACGGAGAAACUCCUAUUUACUAUGCAGCAAGUGAGGGCCAUGCAGACUGCGUUGAUCUUUUGGUUCAGGCUGGAGGAAGAGCAGAAGGAAUAAAACCACCUGAAUCAGCCUCAGACAUUGUUAUGGAGGCUGCUUCAUCAAUACCCAAUAGCAUUAUGAGUGCUCCUGCAAUAGCUAUAACCGACUUGGAAAUGGCAGUGGAUCCUGAAGGCCUGACCACCAUAAAUGAUCUUGACAUGGAAUUGAUCCCAUCACUUGCACUUCCACCUCCCAUCAUUCCUUUCAGGAUCUAUGGACAUAACUACCUAGACAAAAAACACCAAGUCAAUCUUACGCUUGGGCAUUUCCCUCAAGAUCAACCUGGAACCCCUUUCGGCCCUGUUCGUCUCUACGGAGCUGCUCAAAUGUCCUCAUUCAAGCUUGUCAUCUCAUCUCGACCUGAUAAUGGCAUGAUUCCGCAUAAUGUAAUCUUGCCCUUGGGAGAGAGCAGGAGGAUAUGCGGCUUCCAGGUUGAUUCGCUUGACCAUUUCACUGUGGAGUUUGACAUAUUCCCCACAUUCGGGUCCAAGCCCAUUGGUCGUGCCGUUGCUUUGCCUAGCACGUUUUCCUCAGAAUCGUCCUCAGUCGGCAAAGAUAUUAUACCCUUAUUUGAUGCACACUUAAAGGUUGUUGGUGAGCUUGCAUUUGAGUAUACAGUCAUUCGACCUUUCCAAGGCGUCCAACUUGAAGUGGGAGGCAGGCUAGAGACAUACUGGAAGUCGACCAAUAGCAUCGAUUCUGUUGUUUCAACGGCUGCAUCAAGUGCCCUUGAUGCACCCUCAUUAACGCCGCUGAGCACAUCUACUUAUCGUGGGAUUUUACCUCAUCCAUCACAACAGACAUCACUAUCAGGAAGCAUAGUACCAUCAUAUAUCACAGCUUCAUCGCUAUCGGGAGAGUACAUUCAGCUCUCGGUCCAAAUGACUCGUGAUUUUGUGCCAGUUGUAUUUUCUAGCUGGAGAUUGCCUGUGGAGGUGUUUGAUGUGGCCUUGUCAGAUGUAUCGUUCAGUCAGCUUCAAAAGUUCAAGGAAUCACUCAAAGAUUACAAUGAUGCUGAAGAAAUGGAGAGUAUUAAUAGUACCCGGAAAAGUAGCCAGUGGAGACGCAUAAUAUACGACCGAUGGAUGAGCUUAGAACAGGCACUCAAGAUUUUGCCCAAACGCAUUGGAAUCAAUCUGGAAUUCAAAUACCCAACGUCCUCUGAGAAGCGAUACUAUAGACUGACAAAUACUGCAGAACUUAACAAAUUUGUGGACACAAUCUUACAAACAGUUUAUGACUCAUCUUCAAUAAUACGACAUCGCAGCUUUAUGUUUUCGUCAUUUAAUCCUAUCAUAUGCUCGACCCUCAACUGGAAACAACCAAAUUAUGCCGUGUUUUUCAGUACGUAUGGUGGGUACAAUCAACGACGCUCUCCCCUGAUCACAGAUAGCACAGACGCCACUCAGCGUAACUUGAAGCGCAAGGAGCCUACCGACCCUGAGCCUCUUCCGUCACCAAAGCAUGGUUCAGCUGCGGCAAUAUUUUCUAGCAUGGAUGAUGGGCACAUGGGUGUAAUUUCCAGUGCAUCAUCUGACACUGUCGUCUCCGCAUCGACAAGUGUUUCCAACUCGCCUUGGCUCUCUAAUGUUGUCGAAGGCAGCAUAGGGGCUCUCGAGAAAACAGGAGGCUCAAGCACAUUUGUGGAAACUGAUAGACGAUGCACGUCGAUUAAGGAGGCUAUAAAAUUCGCGAGAAGCAAUAACCUUUUGGGCGUGAUCUGUGAAGCAACUCCACUGAUCCAAGUUCCAAGUCUGAUCACCCAUAUCAAGAAAUCCGGAUUAAUUUUAGCAAGCUUUGGCAUGAGUAAUCGGAACCCAGUGCUAGUACAGGCCCAAAAGGGCCAUGGCGUGGAUGCAUUCAUGGUCAUUGGUAUUUAUAUGGAUGAUUUAUAUCAACGACAGCAUGUCUCACCACAUGGACGAGGAAAGACUGGAUUAGGCUUAGAUAUAGCGACCGGAUCAGUAUCAGGGACUUUGAGGUCACCAAGGUCUGGAGCGGUCAGUAGAUUACAACUGAACGAGCUUGAAGAGGGUGUUUUGAGAUAUCAAAAUGAUAUCGGACCCGGUUCCUUGGGUAUCUAAGUUUGUUACCCAGAAUGGCAUUGGCAGUUCCUCGAGUGAUAAUGGAUGAUAGAAAUGAGAUAGGUGCGUUGGCUGUAGUUGAUAUUACUUGGCAUUG